Messenger RNA from Drosophila ananassae, 867 nucleotides. It is a transcript of the gene strat, whose product is annotated as guanine nucleotide exchange factor MSS4 homolog. Lineage: Eukaryota; Metazoa; Arthropoda; Insecta; Diptera; Drosophilidae. Gene Ontology annotation, cellular component: cytosol; membrane. The record is from RefSeq and is a predicted model, not a curated record. Gene Ontology annotation, biological process: small GTPase-mediated signal transduction; post-Golgi vesicle-mediated transport. Gene Ontology annotation, molecular function: zinc ion binding; guanyl-nucleotide exchange factor activity. The coding region runs from base 85 to 453 and encodes 122 amino acids. The transcript has 2 exons.
GCAAAUCAGCUGUUUUUCUCAUAUUCAACACAGCUGCAAAAAUUUCUACACUUCGGUUAGCAAAAUAACUAAAAUUUUGGAAAAAUGACUGAAGAAGCUGUAUUUCCUGACCAAAUAGUUGAUGGUAAGAACAAAACAAAUGUACGCUGCCAGUUCUGCAACAGUUUGAUGCUAAAAGCACAAGAGGGAAGCUAUAAUGAACAGGAAGUUGAUGUGCCUCUGAUGAUGCAAAAACAGGACAGAACGGCUGAGGAUCUAAACACAGAGUCCCUGAAGCACUUUUGGCUGGUCAAAGACAUGAUGACGUUCGAGAACAUUGGCUUUUCCCAUUCGGUGAAUGGGAAGAAAUUCCUGGUUUGCGCCGAUUGUGAGCGAGGACCUGUGGGAUAUCACGAUCUGACCACCCAACACUGUUUCCUGGCCCUCAAGAGGGUCCUGCACAAAGACUCUUAGCUGGCUAAAUUAAUCUCAUACGUGUAAUCCAAUUGCUUAUACUCAAAGUCAUGUCCAGACCGUGGAGUAUGCAGUGUAAUUCGCUUAUCUGAUGCGAUAGGGCGUGUUCCGAGUUUCAUUUUCCCUGUUUUUUUAGUAAAUAUUUUUUUUGUAUAAUAUAUUUUAGACUCCAUAAAUUUUUAUUUAGCUCAACCUCAAUUUAAAAGAAAAUAUUCAACGCUUUUAUUAGGUCAAAUAUUAGUUUCUAUUACUGAGAUAUUUUUAAGUAAAAAUAAAUGUGCAUUAUUUUUUCAAUAUACCAUUAAUAUAUUUAUAUAUUUUAUUUUUCUAAAAUCGCCUGAUGCCAAUUAGUUGGGCAAAUUAUACUGCAAACUCCUGUAGAUUACUGUACGAUCUCUGAGCCAAAAAAACACA